AUGGCUUUUGGUGCAGCGAUUUGGGUGUUUUUUGCAGCCCUCUGUUUGGGCAGUGUGAUAAUGGUGUCUGGAGGAGGCAGCAGUCCAGGUUACAAUAAUAAUAAUAAUGGUGGUGUGGAGAACUAUCAAAUUUUGCCAAAUACUAAAAGUGGGCAAGAGAGGGCUCUUUGCUAUGCCAAGAAUAGCAGGUGCCUUUUGAAGAUCUUGAAGUGCCCUCUCGAGUGCCCCAUGAGGAAACUCUACACUUACAAGAACAAAAAGGCCAAGGGAUGUCUCAUUGAUUGCAGCAACAAAUGUGAGACCACCUGCAAAUAUAGGAAGGCUAAUUGUAAGGGCUAUGGAGCCAUAUGUUACGAUCCUCGUUUUGUAGGAGGUGAUGGCGUAAUGUUCUACUUCCAUGGCGCUCAAGAUAAGGACUUUUCCCUCCUCUCUGACCACCACUUUCAUAUUAAUGCCCACUUUAUUGGCACAAAGCUUGAAGGUCGUGACCGUCCCUACACUUGGGUCCAAGUCUUAGGUCUCAUGUUUGACUCUCAUACCUUGAUAAUUGAAGCCAAAAAAUCCUCUAAAUGGGAUGAAACUAUCGACCACUUCAUCUUCACUUUUGAUGGUGAGGAAUUCACAAUUCUAAGUUUCUUAAUACUCUCUUUUACUCCCAUUUUGCUUAACAUGCAGGAAGCUUUGGUUCAAUGGACCCCUCCAAGUUUGGGCCCAAGUACCAUGACGAUUGAGCAUAUUGACAACACCAAUAAUGUCAAUCUCAUUGUGCCAGGGGUUGCCGAUAUAAUCGUCGAUGUGGCCCCCAUCUUGGAAAAAGAGAAUCUCAUGCACAACUACCAACUACCUGCUAAUGAUGUGUUUUCUCACUUGGAAAUGCAAUUCAAGUUCUUUAAUCUCUCAUCUGAAGUGGAAGGUGUUCUAGGCCAAACUUAUAGACCUGGGUUUGAAAACCCAGUUAAGAGGGGUGUUCCUAUGCCCAUCAUGGGGGGUGAAGACAAAUAUGCUACAUCUUCCUUGCUAUCUACAUAUUGCAACUACUGCAUAUGUUGUUCUACAUCAUAUUUCUCUUCUGAGCAAUUUAUUAUAAAUGAUAUGGAGACAUUCAAAGUAGAGUGCACUAGCAACAAUGGAAAUGGAGGCAUGGUGUGUCGAAGGUAA
Molecule: messenger RNA, 1158 nt
Organism: Cryptomeria japonica (Japanese cedar)
Lineage: Eukaryota; Viridiplantae; Streptophyta; Pinopsida; Cupressales; Cupressaceae
Exons: 3
Coding region: 1-1158 (385 amino acids)
Source: RefSeq, a predicted model, not a curated record